Messenger RNA from Quercus robur (English oak), 4610 nucleotides. RefSeq lists its product as uncharacterized. The record is from RefSeq and is a predicted model, not a curated record. The transcript is spliced from 13 exons. Lineage: Eukaryota; Viridiplantae; Streptophyta; Magnoliopsida; Fagales; Fagaceae. Gene Ontology annotation, molecular function: DNA polymerase binding. Bases 159 to 4388 code for a protein of 1409 amino acids. Gene Ontology annotation, biological process: DNA repair.
UAAAUAAAUACAGUAGCAUUUAAUUUGCAGAUCCCGCGCAAAAUACAAAGCCCCCAAAGUCAUAAACCAAACUCCUUAACUCCCCGCCCAGCCUCUUCACAAAACACAAAAAAGAAGAACCUGUAUCUCACAAACCCAUCGCCGCCACCACCACCACCAUGGCCACCACCGCCACGGCCACCACUGCCACAACCACAGGUCCGCUAAGCGACACAGAUAUAAUACGCCUAGCUUCCCAGCACCACCAUGCCCAAACACAGACACAAACACCCCUUCCUUCCUAUUUACUCUCCCUUGACUCUCACCCCAAACUCCUUUCCUUCCUCCACGCUCGCGCCUCUUCUCCCUCUCCUUCUCUCGCCGUCUCCGACUACACUCUUUCCCUCCUCUCCCUCAUUUCCCUUUCCCCUCACACUCCUUCCCUCUCUUCCCUCCUCUCCUCUCUCCUCUCCUCCUACACUCACCUCUUCGCUUCUCUUCUCAUUCCCCACGACUCCAACUCCCUCAAAACCAUACAAUUCUUUGUCUCCCUCCUCCACCACAUACCCGUUACUUCUCUCGAAGCAGUUGUCGAUUCCAUUCUCUCCUAUUUGCCUCAAAUUGAUGAUUCCGAGGAUACCCAGAUCCUUGAUCUUCUCCCAAGUUGUUUGAACUUGGCUUUUGAUUCAGGUGGGGAUUAUGCACACCAGGUGUUUGAUAAAAUGCUUGAAUGUAAUUGGUCGAAGGAGUUGUUGAUGAAGAUGGUUUCGAUUGUGGGGGAGUUUGCAUUUCUUGAUAAGGUGAGGAGGAGAGAGUUUUUGGACAAAGUGUUUGUUGGGAUGAAGCGGGUGGACUUGCAGGACUUGCCUUCGCUUGUGUACCAGUUAUUGGUCUUGUCGGCCGCGUCAAAAGGGUUUAGCAAGAGAGAGGUGAUUGAAGGGAUUGUGAUGUUUUUUGGGUCGAAAAUGGGGUCAAAGAUGAGCUCCAUAUUUAGGCAAGUUGAAGGGACAGUGUUGCUCCAUGUGAAUUUCUCAGUGAAGCAGGAUCUGUCUUUGGGGCAGGAGGUAAUGGGGCUUGUAAGGUCAGAUUUUCGAGCUUUUAAUCAUUUCACGGUAGCCAUUUUGUUGUCAGUCGCAAGGGUUCGGAGGUUCAGUGAGAGUUCAUUAGGGAUUUUGAAGACGGCAGUGCUUACUGCGUAUCGUGAUUACAAGUUUGCCAAAGACUGUAAGUGGCUUUCAGAUGAUUUGAAGGAAGAAUAUCUGGAGAAUGUCAAAUUAGUAGAGAAGGCUGUGUUAAGAGCUGUAAAUGAGAGCAGCUAUGGAAGAGAGCAUAUUGUGCCCAGCAUUGUGCAGUUUGGUUUUGUAUUGCUAGAGUCAGUAGAAGAGAGAAGCAGUAAAGAGCUGUGGAAUUCUAGCGGUCUAUUGGGCAUUGAGGACCUUGGUAUUCAGAUGCUGAAAGUUCUAUUUGAGGUCCAUGAUAUGGCAAGGAAUGAGAUUAUUGAGCAAUGCAAAUUUCGCAUACUCUCUUUGAAGCCUGAACAGAGCAUGCCAAUUAUAAGGCUUCUCAGUAAUCUUAUUCAGACUUAUCCUUAUCCCAUGUUGGAACAUGUUUCCCGUUUGAAGGAAUUGUUGGAUUAUUUCACUUUCAUGCAUGGCAAUGUUGCUGCUUAUCUUGUCACUGCUCUAUUGCCUCUCAUCAAGUUCAGCCGCGAUCUUCAGGAUUACACCAUUCUGGUACUGCGUAAGGCGAUGUUUAGACGAGAAGAUACAGUUCGUAUUGCAGCAACUACUAGCAUUAUUGAUCUUAUUUUGGCAGAAAAACAAUCUAAGAGAGAUGGUCCAUUUUCUUUUCAAGAGUCUUCUAGCCAAGCCAGUUCCAGCCAGCAAGCUGAGAUACCCUGUGGCCCGGGGGAAGGUCUCUUUCAAGAGCUGAGUGGUUUGCUGCAGAGAUGUCUUUAUCAGCAGGCAAAAGUCAAAGAAGUGAUGUAUCAUGGGCUUGUGAGGGUAAUCUUAAUGGACCCCUCAAGUGCAGGUGCUAUCUUUGAUUUUUUGUUGCCGCACUUCCUUCGUUAUUUCAGGGAGGAUGCCGAAGUUCAACUUGAAAUUAGAAAUUGUGUUAGAGUAGAGCGCGGCAAGGUCUUAAUCGAAGAGCCUCUUGAUUGUCUCCUAUCUUGUGUCUCUUGGAUUCUCAUUCUUCAGUCACAUGGCCAAACUGAUAGAGUUUCUGAUUCUUCAUGGGCAAAUUUGGGCUUUUCUCUUUCACAAGAGAAUGAGGUAGGAAGGAAUUUGUCUGGUGAGUCAUUCUCCAGUGCCUUCUUGAAGAUUCGAAAGUUUCUAAGAAACCAAAAUCUGGAAGGCAUUCUUGGUCAAGCUCAGGAUGCAGGCUCUAAACCUCUUGAAGAAGAGAAAAGUACAUGUGCUUUAAUUUUAUCAGGACUAAUUGAAGUGUUGUUGAAUGCUAUUGCUACUGAGUUAGAGAAAGCAACGGAUAUAAAGAAGGUGGAUCUUGAAAAGGAGAUUACUGAGUUUGUUGACCUUCAUGAUUCGUUGGAUAAGGAUACAUGUACAUCAAGACAAAAUAAUGGCAUCAGAAGAGGGAAUCUACGAACUGCUACUCAAGAUAUACCCAACAAUAUAGAUUCAGGCCACAUAAAAUUUACCCAAGGCCGAAUUCCAUUUUUGGCAACUUCAAGCAUCUAUCAGCUAUUGCAAACAGCACUAAAACUAUACAAUACUGAUUGUUCUAACACUGUUGGAGCUUCCCAAAAUCGUAGCCAGUUGUCCAUGGGCAAUUCAUCAAAAUGCUGCUCUAAGAUUAUUUCUUUUGCCUUAAAUGCCUUUCUUCGUCAUUUAAAGUCUUUUUCUAUUACUGGAACUGAAAAUUCAUUGAAGACUUUGAUCUAUGGGGACAUUAAGAUGCUUGGGCCACAAUUGCUGAAAUUGAUUUUUUUGCUCAAGUCUGUGCCAAAGUUUGCGACUGAUCAAAAGAAAAAAGAAGCUAAGGGGGAAAAAAAUGAUGAAGAUCGAAGGGAGAAUCUCCAUCUAGCCUUAAUCUGCAUCAAGGAACUGAUAAUGGUUAGUUUAUGGAGCUCAAACCUGACUGGUUUGCUUGAAGAGAUGGUGUCAGUUUCCCCUCUCGAGUGCCCUGGUUCAGAUGAUGAUUGUGAAGCAGCCACUAGGAUUGAAGAUCAACAGAUAAGAAGCAAAGAAUUAUUUAUUAGGAAAAUCUUGAUGCCGUUGUUCUCUGAAUGUCUUGCACUUUCAUAUUUUGGUGAAGUUGAGAUUAUCUGUGAUAUGAUAUUGAUGAUUGGGAACAAAUUGCCAUAUAAGUGGAAGAACAUUCAUGGUGCUUGGGCUGUUCGUGUUGGCAAAUGCAAUCACAUAACGAAUUCCAAAGUAGUGAAAGGCAUUGUUACGGUUGCUCUUUCUUUAAGCUUGCCUCCAAAUGAUUUAAUUGUGGCUCAAGACAUGGCCUCAGAGCUGUUAAAAGUCACUGGAUCAGAGACGAUUGACCCAAUAGAGAUGUCUGAAUCAUACCCCGUGAUAAACCAUUCAACAAGUGCUGCAAUAAAUUCUUGUAUUCUGCAAUUGAUUGAAGCAAUUCUUGUUGAUAUGGAUUGGACCACAAAAAAACUGAAGAUUUUCUCUUUGGUCACUCAAAGAAGCAUUAACCUUAAUAAAAGUGGAGAACAUGCUCCUGGAUUGGCAUUUGAGGAAAAUCUUUACACAAGGGCUGAGGCUGUGGUGAAAGUAUUAUCUUUCUUUGUUCUGAUGAACCUCAGAGAACCUCAAGCAGAGCAUUUGCUAAGACUGGCUGCAAAGUUCUAUAAACAUUUAGCUCAGAUGUCAAAGCUGAGGAUUGCUCCUAAAGGUUGCAAGCAGCUUCUUCCUAGCCUCAAAUUUGAGAAGCUUGUGGAACUAACUUGCAGGCAGCUCACGGUUCCUCUGUAUAACUUUGUGAUGCUGGUGCAAAAGAAACAACAAGAAAAUGCUAUUAGUAAAGGGAUCAUCAAAAAAAUUAAGAGGGAGAACAGAUGCAUACCGGACCUGAUCUUUCAGAUAGAAGAUUAUGAAAAGUAUCUCAUCCAGCUUAGCAAGGUGAGCAAGGUCAAUUUAUUGAGGCAUGCGAAACGUAGCACUUCUCGGGAUUUCAAAAUUGUAGACCCCAACGAAAUGACCAGGGAAGAAGAUGCUCCAAACCAUAAUGAUCCCACUGCAGUUGAAAACGAAUCAUGUGAUGAUUCUGAAGACAAUGAAGGAAAUGGAUCAGAGAAAAUAUUAUCACCCAACUCUUGUAGUCCUUUGGCUGCAAAGGAUUCUGGCUCUGAUGGUGAAGAUGGUGAUGCUCUUCCCAAUGCCAAAAGGGUGAAGAGGGGGAGAGUAGUGCAGGACUCUGAUGAUGAAACAUAGAAGUUUUGAACAAAUUAAGCAGGUUAAUAUCUUAUGGAGGGAAUUGAGAGUAGUUGUAUAUAUUAAAUUUGGUGCUCCUUAUUGACAUGAGUUUAAGCUAUGGCACAAUUGUGAAUGAGAAAUGGUAAAAAAUGAAAAGUGGGGGAAAAAAAGGAAUAGUGAUUGUCUGUCAUUCCAGAGUCCGUGACUCUGCUUGUUCAGCAAUUUGAUUUUGAAGAGUUA